AUGGCUCAACGUGUUACUUAUAGAAGAAGAAAUCCAUACAACACCAGAUCCAACAAGAUCAAGGUCGUCAAGACUCCAGGUGGAAAAUUAGUUGCUCAACACGUCAAGAAGGCUGCUUCAAGAGUCAAAUGUGGUGACUGUGGUUCUGCUUUAGCCGGUAUCUCCACCUUGAGACCAAGAGAAUACGCUCAAGUGUCUAAAACUCACAAGACUGUCCAAAGAGCUUACGGUGGUUCAAGAUGUGCCAACUGUGUCAAAGAGAGAAUUGUCAGAGCAUUCUUGAUUGAAGAACAAAAGAUUGUCAAGAGAGUAUUGAAGGACCAACAAGAGAAGGAAAAGAAGGCUGGUAGAAAGUAA
Lodderomyces theae is the source of this 357-nucleotide messenger RNA. RefSeq names its product 60S ribosomal protein eL34. Gene Ontology annotation, cellular component: cytosolic large ribosomal subunit; ribosome. Gene Ontology annotation, biological process: ribosome biogenesis; translation. NCBI's taxonomy places the organism in Eukaryota, Fungi, Ascomycota, Pichiomycetes, Serinales, Debaryomycetaceae. The record is from RefSeq and is a predicted model, not a curated record. The transcript is spliced from 2 exons. Bases 1 to 357 code for a protein of 118 amino acids. Gene Ontology annotation, molecular function: structural constituent of ribosome.